Babjeviella inositovora NRRL Y-12698 is the source of this 1198-nucleotide messenger RNA. It is a transcript of the gene CLN3, whose product is annotated as cyclin. Gene Ontology annotation, biological process: regulation of cyclin-dependent protein serine/threonine kinase activity; mitotic cell cycle phase transition. Gene Ontology annotation, cellular component: nucleus; cyclin-dependent protein kinase holoenzyme complex; centrosome. The transcript is spliced from 2 exons. Gene Ontology annotation, molecular function: cyclin-dependent protein serine/threonine kinase regulator activity. The record is from RefSeq and is a predicted model, not a curated record. Lineage: Eukaryota; Fungi; Ascomycota; Pichiomycetes; Serinales. The annotation marks the transcript as partial.
GUUAGAUCCUCGCAUCUGACGAUUUCACUCGUCGCGCACGGCAACAAAAGAAAGCACACACCUUUCUUUUUCGCACUGAAGUUUUGCUAAUCGCAUAUAUAUAACUAACGCUUUCCCUCCUUUCUGCUACUCGUUUCGUGCUCCCAUCACUGUCUCUCCCUGGGUCUGUUCAUCCCUUCAUUCAUUUCACCACCUUUCGGUUCUUCUUUCGGUUCUUUCAUUUCUCGGCAUCAACUUUCAUCGGCUCGCCCACCAACCCUGCCUUAGCAUCUGUCAUAACAUCCAGCCAUUAGCAUCUGCCGCUCCAUUUGACAUCUUCAUUCGAUACCUGCCAUAUCACCUUCACAUCUGUCGCUACGUUUUGAAAACCGACAUUUCACCCCAUUGUUGAUCCCAUUGACUUGCAUUCCCACCCAUUAUGACCUCGCCAGACAGAUACAUCGGAACCAGAAACCGAUGCGCGGCCGUGCACGCACGCGCGCCGCGCCUAGUUGCACGCGAGACCGCGACACACGCACAGACCGUGUGCGAGUACGACCAGCAGCUCUUGACGCACGCGCUACAGCAAGAGCAGCCAAGCGACACCGGGGCCCACCCCUACCUGAUCCCCUCCCUCGAUCUCUUCUCGCAGCAGCCGGAAAUCAACCUCCGCAUGCGCCCGUUGCUCCUCGACUACCUCAUGGAAAUCAUCCACAAGUUGAAGCUCCACGCCGAGGUGUUCUACACCACUGUCAACUUGAUUGACCGCUACUGCUCCAUCCGCAUCGUGCGCAAGCAGCACUUCCAGUUGUUGGGGCUCACGGCGCUCUGGUUGGCGUCCAAGCUCCAGGAGAACAAGCUCAAGAUUGUAUCGUUAAAUGACCUCCUUGCCAUCUGCUGCCACUGCUACGCCAAGACGUUGUUUGUGGAGAUGGAGCAGCACAUCUUGAAGUCGUUGGGCUGGAUGAUCAACGCCCCGACCGUCAACUUGUUCACCACGUUGCUCACCGACAACUCCGAGACUCUCCACGGGUGUAGUUACUUGGGCGAGUUGUCCCAGUUCUACCCGGCCGUCUACUACAAGCACAAGGCGUCGGCGAUCGCGCAAUGUGCCAUUGACUUGACGUUCACGGCCAUGGCGCGUGCACCGUAUGCGCCGCUCACCGCGACCUUGGUUAAGUACAUCAAGUGCCCACCCCCAUCGCUCAAGGUGCGUUAC